This is a messenger RNA of Gregarina niphandrodes, 3348 nucleotides long. Its product is annotated as putative DNA helicase. The coding region runs from base 1 to 3348 and encodes 1115 amino acids. The transcript has a single exon. The record is from RefSeq and is a predicted model, not a curated record. Gene Ontology annotation, molecular function: ATP hydrolysis activity; 5'-3' DNA helicase activity; nucleic acid binding. Lineage: Eukaryota; Apicomplexa; Conoidasida; Eugregarinorida; Gregarinidae.
AUGUUGGAUUCGCUGGCUGAGUGUGUGCGGCUAGAGCAAGUUGCGGAAGAAGAGGAGCACGCAAAGUGGCUGAGUGGUGUAACUGUGCAGGAGGCAGAGAAACGAAACUACGGAAUGAGUGGAAUGGUCGUAACUGAUAUGACCACUGGGUGGUUCGGUCGAAUCCGUUUAAAGUUGGAGAAACUAAUUCGUAAUGAUACCAUCACCACCUCGCAUAAGAACGGAGAAGUGUUUGCUUUUAAGCCCAGUUGUGGCUCUCAGUACAAGUUCAAAACCUUCGCCGACUUACCUACAAUCAGUUCCGGUGUAGUAGUUCGGUGUGACUAUACUGGAAAAAUUGACAUUGCUCUGGAGAUGGCGGAGUUUGACAAACUGAUAGACUACGUAGAGACGACUGGCUCUUCCAGCUGUGUUGGAAGUCGCUGGGAACUUGCCUUAGUAGGCAGCCAGGUUACGCACAAACUUAGGAACCAAGUAAUACACGACCUCCAACACAGGCAAAGAGAUCGUCUCCAGCUACCCCUAUUUGACCAGCUGCUGCAAGACCAUGCUGACAUUAUUGAACAAGCUCUACAAGCAAAGCACGACAUGUCAGUGAAUCUCGAGAAGAGCGACAAAGAGGACGGCGACAAAGAGGACGGCGACAAAGAGGACGGCGACAAGGAAGGGAAGCGUAAAGGGAAGCGGGAAGCUUAUGAGAUGGAAGAUAAAGGGGAAAGCUAUGAGGAUACGAAUGGGGAGAAUGAGGAUACGAAUGAGGAGCAGCAAACAAAAGAGGAGUCACAGACCGAAAUGUUCGAGACAUUGGAUCCGGAAUUCGUCGCCAGAAUUAAACCUUUGAUGCGGCAUCUUAAUCCCAGCCAGCAAAAUGCUAUUUAUAAUGCAUUAAAAUGUUAUCCUAUUUCUGUUAUUCAUGGACCACCAGGAACCGGCAAGACAACGACGAUAGCGGCAUUGAUCCACAUAUUAGCUAGCCAAGGGAACCGUGUUUUGGUGACAGGCCCGUCGAAUAUUUCUGUGGAUAACGUCCUUGGUCUUUGUCAGGAUCUUCCAUGCAUUCGUCUGGGUCAUCCAGCCCGUCAGAACCCACUUCUUUCAAAAUUUAUAUUUAGCGAACGCGCGCGAACGAACGAUUUUAGCACAUCAUGUCAGGAAAUAAGACGCGAAUUGAGUCAGGUAAUGAACGUUAGGGCUUCUGGGGAGUUGCGGACGUGUAACGAUCCUCAAGUGUUGAAAACAUUGAAGGCAUUGGUCGGAAAGGACGAGCCAACCCGGAAAAAUGUUCGAUGCGCUGCAAGAAAGGAGAUUGAAUCAUUAAGGAAGGAAUUACAUACUCGAGAAAAGCGAAUUACAAAAGACGUUUUGGCUACUUAUUCACCAGUAUUUUGUACCUGCACCGGAUCAAUGAGUUCCGAAUUGAGAUCAUAUGUUUGGAGUUCGGGUAAUGAACCUCGCUUGUUUGAUUAUGUUAUCGUGGAUGAAGCAGGGAAAGCUAAUGCUAUCGAGACGAUAAUGCCCUGCCUGGUGGGUAAGCGGUUGAUAUUAGCCGGCGACCAUAAACAAUUGAGAGCUACGUUAAAGAGCAGGGAAGCAGAGGAGAGAGGGUUCGGAAUCAGUUUGAUGGAGAUAUUCGCUACCCGAAACCCCGAGAUCUGCCGGAUGCUGACCAUUCAGUACAGAAUGAACGAAGAUAUUAUGAACUGGUCCUCCAGAACAUUUUACUUGAAUUCCUUACGGGCUCAUGAGACCGUUCGAAAUGCCCUAAUCCCCUUUCAUCAAAAUGACGAUGGUCAUCAGGAUGACGAUGGUCAUCAGGAUGACGAUGGCCAGAACGGUGAACAGAACAAUGAGCAGAGACACUCAUAUCCCGCGAUGCGCUGGAUCGAUACGGCUGAUGUUUCGCCUUGUGCAUUUGAGGAGGGAAUGGUUCAAGAUGACUUAAUGGAGACCAGUAAGUACAAUUUGGGAGAGGCGUUUGUGUUGGUUGAGUAUUUGAAAUCCCUGGCUGACCACUUGGAGUCAUUGGAUGAGAACAAAUUGGAUGGCAGCAAGUUUGGCAAACAAGUUACAGUGGGUGUUAUCACCCCCUAUGCGAGGCAAGUGAAGCUGCUGGAGACCAAAAUAUCUGAGGUAUCAUCACAGUUACCCUUUCACUUGUCUGUGUGCACAGUUGAUGGGUUCCAAGGUCGGGAGGCUGACGUGAUUCUUAUUUCGAUGGUUCGGAGUAACUCCAAACACGAGAUUGGGUUUCUGGACGACUGUGCGCGAAUCAAUGUAUCGGUUACAAGAGCGAAGAAGCACUGCUGCAUCGUGGGCGACAGCAGCACUGUGGCGGCCGGAGCUACUGUCAAGAAUCUGUUUGACUACUGCGAUCAACUCGGCGCCGUGGAGUCUGUGCUGGCUUUCGUCCCCUAUCAUGAGGUCGCGCGUCUUGAAGCCGUCGAAGACAGCCCAACAGAGGCCGAGGAAUCCCGCGCUCCCAAGACUGGGACACCCGAUCAGGGAGAAAAACGCGGCGCUGGCGUCAACCGCGGGGCCGGUGCUAAGGGGUCUCCAAACGUGAGAACCGCACCGCGGGACUCCGCCGCCAGAGCUCCAGGGACUGCGGCCAAAGGCCGAAAGACUGCGGCCAGGGGGCGCGGAACUGCGGCCACAGGCCGAGGGGCUGCCGCCAGAGGUCGGGGGACUACGGCUGCCACCAGGGAAGAGGAGGGCUUCAAGGCAGAGGUGGCUCGGAAGCUGAAGAGCGUGACGAAGCCGGGAGAGGAGCUAGUGUUUGCGGGGCUGAGCUCAUACCAGCGGGCGGUAGUCCACGAAAUGGCCUCCGCCUUGCUGCUGCUACACACAAGUGCGGGCGAGGGGUCUGAGCGGACGUUGGUGGUGAAGAAACCGGCCCUCAAGUUGAAUGUCGAAGGGUCGCAGGCUAGGGGGUCGGAGACCAGGGGGUCGGAGGCCAGGCGGCCGGAAGCCGGCGGGCUGCCCCGUUCUGAGACCGGCAGGACGCCGGCGAGUACAUUCGUUGACCUCUCCGUUUCUUCGGAGGACGGCGGCGACGAGGUGGAAGGGAAGCAGGACGUUGUGGUUAAUGAAGUGGUCGAAGACAGCCCGUUACAGCUGCUGCCGUCGGAGCAGAGGCAGGCCAAGCCUCUCUCCAAGAAGGAGCGCGACAGAAUCAAACGAGACCAACAGCGCGAGCUGAACAAACAACGGCUGCUGGAGCGAGAACGGAUAAAGAACUGUAGGCCAGCACGGAAAGGGUUGAUCACAACAAGAGGGGGGACCACAUGGGGCAGACGGGAGGGGAUCAUUCAUCACGUGGAAGAGAGGACCACCUGGGAGAGGGGGUAA